Messenger RNA from Achroia grisella, 2174 nucleotides. It is a transcript of the gene tilB, whose product is annotated as protein tilB. Gene Ontology annotation, biological process: outer dynein arm assembly. Bases 393 to 1688 code for a protein of 431 amino acids. The transcript has a single exon. Lineage: Eukaryota; Metazoa; Arthropoda; Insecta; Lepidoptera; Pyralidae. Gene Ontology annotation, molecular function: protein binding. Gene Ontology annotation, cellular component: cytoplasm. The record is from RefSeq and is a predicted model, not a curated record.
AUGGCUUUAAUUUGAAUCUACCUGAUACUAGUUUCUUUUACUCUCCUUUUACAAUAUCCUAAAAUUAAUUAGAUAGAUAGUAGUGUAAGAAUUAGUUUGAAUAUCAAUAAAUCAUUAUUGUGGCAUUAAAGCAAUUUAUUAGCUCAUAAUAACAACCAAUGAUAUACCAGUAUCUACUUCUAGUUUUUAAUUCUAUCAAUUCAUCUUGUUGAUUAUAGUUAUCAACAAUUACUACAAUUGCUAGGCAACUGUUGUCAUGACGAACAUAACAACUUUCAUAGAGUUGACUAAAACGUAAUGAUCAUAUAAGAAUAUAACGUGUAUUUAGAAAAUAUUGCAUUAUUACGUGAUAAUACCAAUAAUAAUUAAGUGAACAGGACAUAACUACUGCAAUGGUACGAAUAACUGUCGAAAUGGUUCGAAAGAAAGCUGAACACCACGAUGGGCUCCUUGCGCCACUAGAAGAAAUAGCACUGCACCAAGAAAAUAUCGAGAAAAUUGAAUUCAUACAGGAUUGGUGUCCAAAACUUAAAAUACUCUUAAUGCAAAGUAAUCUCAUUGCAAAAAUAGAAAAUCUUAAUAAACUAAAGCACCUAACUUAUCUUAAUUUAGCAUUAAAUAACAUUGAGAUUAUAGAAAAUUUGGAAAGGUGUGAAUCUUUACAAAAACUCGAUCUGACUUUGAACUUUAUAGGUGACAUACUUAGUGUGAAAAAUCUUAUAAAUAAUUACAAUUUAAACAAUUUAUAUCUCGUUGGAAAUCCAUGCACAGACUAUGAUAACUAUCGAGAUUUUGUUAUUGGAACUUUGCCGCAACUCGAAAGUUUGGAUGGCAAGGAUAUUGAACGAUCUGAUCGAAUAAAAGCUUUACAAAAUCUUAAAAUAAUCGUAUCUGAUAUACUGUUUGAACAAAAUAACUACAAACAUCAACGCAUGAAACAGAAGUCAAGAUUAGAAAAAGAUAUUCAAUCAAAAUGGGAGAACCAAUAUAAGGACAUGGAUCCAGAUGACCGGAAUAAAAAAUUUUGGUCUGAAAAAUGUGAACAUGCUCCUGAAGUUCGGUAUGAGAUAGAAAAAAUGCGACAGUUGAAGAUAAAUAGUUACAACACUGAAAAGAAGAUGGAAGAAAAAAGGGAAUACAAAUUAUUGGCACCAGACGGUAGACCCUUUAAUAUUAAUCAAGCAAAAAUAUCUUUCAUGUUCAACGAUUCUGAUCCUGCUAAAUACGUAUUAGAUUUAGCUGUAUAUAAGCAUUUAGAUACUAGUUUGGUCGAUAUCGACAUCCAACCCAAUUAUGUGCGUGUUGUUAUCAAGGGUAAAGUAUUUCAGCUCCAUCUACCGGAGGAUGUUGACACUACUAACUCCACAGCGCAACGAUCACAAACCACUGGACAUCUGCUUGUUACAAUGCCGAAAGCAAAUGCCAUCUUCAAAAAACCUUUGCUAGAGAACGGCGCUGAUAGUAAAUCUCAAUGGUACACGGAGCAUAAACCAGAGAAUUCUAAUCUUCAAACAGGUCAAACAAAAAGAGAAUAUCUGGAAAUAGGGCCAGCUGAUAACGUUUUAGAUUUUACUAAAAUGACUCAAAAUUCAUAUAAACCAGAAUACAUUGAUCCCCGAUUCAAAUUACAAACAAAACAGCCUUCUCCUGAUUUUGUUGAUGAUCCAUCAGUUCCAGAUCUUAUUUAAAACCUAUAAUUUAAAAUAUAAAUAUUAAACUAUAUAUUUUUUAAAUAAAAGUAAAAGUUCAUUACGUAUUUUUAAUAAAUAUCUACCUACUUAAUUAUAUUUAACAACAUUAUGUUAUUGUCGUGUUCUCAAUUUUUUUUAAACUUAAAUGUAAGAUACCUAUAAACAAAAACGCUGUACAAUAAUCCUUCAAAAUUGGCCACUUUAAAAAAUCAUAAUACAGGAAUAUAGAACAUAAUAGUUAGAUAUAUUAAAAUAAUAGCUAUAUUUGUCCAAUGUAACUCAGUGGGACUAGUGGUGUAGACCGUAUUAAAAAAAUAAUCCAAUAUUAAUAAAUACUCAAUGGGAUAGAGCCUUCUUAUUUACUAUCUCUACAUUUCAUAUGUUUAACAGAAGUAAUAUAUUUAUUUGAUGUUAACAUGAACAAUUACAAACUUAACACGAGUAUCUGUAGUUAUAACUAAUAUAAUGCAUAAUAAUGUGAAA